This is a messenger RNA of Schistosoma guineensis, 4083 nucleotides long. The record is from the annotation of a GenBank genome assembly. Lineage: Eukaryota; Metazoa; Platyhelminthes; Trematoda; Strigeidida; Schistosomatidae.
GAGUUUGGCGCGCAGGCAUGUCAGCGGAGUAUCAUAAUGUCGAGCUUCGUAUGUUUGAUGAGGCCCAGUUCACUUGUCGAACGCUCGGAACUGGAUUGACAGUUGGAUUGAGAAACUCUAAAGUGAUUUCUCUUCGUAGGGAUAAUGAGACCGUCAGGGAAAUCCAUAUUUCCUCUCUGGCUAAUAUAUAUCGUUUCUCACAAAAAACAGUAGCUGUCUGUACGAAAAAAUGCGUCGGGGACGCGGUCUUCACUACUUAUUUGUUGGGGUUCGAUUCUCCGGGGGAUGUCCGUAGCUUUUUAAAUUCUUCCGGUCUACUGAAACCGCUAUGUGAAGAGGACAAGAAGGAGACCCGCACUUCCAUUUUCGAUAAGCGUACUGACUCUUGGUCUGCAGUACAAUAUUUUCAAUUUUACAGUUACAUCAGUCAGCAACAAAAUAUGAUGCAGGACUAUAUUCGCACUUCAACCUACCAAAGAGCUAUUCUCGCAAAUGCUUCCGCCGACUUUCGCGGAAAAGUGGUAUUGGAUGUUGGAGCUGGCUCAGGAAUUUUGAGCUUCUUCGCAAUCCAAGCUGGUGCAACAAGGGUUUAUGCUGUUGAAGCAUCUAAUAUGGCUACUCAUUGUAAUAGUCUAGUUCAAGCAAAUAAAUUGGCGGGACGCAUUGUUGUCAUCAGUGGGAAAAUAGAAGAAAUCACUUUGCCCGAACCAGUGGAUGUCAUUAUAUCUGAGCCAAUGGGUUAUAUGUUAUACAACGAGAGAAUGUUAGAAUCGUAUGUUCAUGCAAGAAAGUUUCUAGCUCCACAUCUUCGACAGCCAUUAAAAAAGAAGCAGAACAGACGUGAGCAUGAACGACUUAAUGAAGAUGAUCAAUCACCAUAUGUCAAACAGUUGUCAGAUUCUGAGCAUUCUGAUGAAGUAUUAACUGAUGAGUUGGACUGUGAAGAUAUUGACAUAGAGGAUCAGGUACAUGAUGGCGCGACAAAAUUAUCUAAUAGAUCAUUACCUUGCCCCGGAAUAAUGUUCCCGUCUGUAGCAAAUUUGUAUAUUGUUCCAUUCAGUGAUGAGGCACUCUUCGCUGAACAGUACGGGAAAGCUAACUUUUGGUAUCAACAGAGUUUUCAUGGCAUGGAUCUAACUGCUCUACGUAAUGCUGCCGUUACGGAAUACUUCAAUCAACCUAUAGUCGACACUUUUGAUAUUGGUAUUUGUCCAGCACUACCGUGUAUACACAAAGUGGAUUUCCGUACUGUAUCCGAAUCCGAACUAAGUUCAAUCGAUAUUCCUCUAAAUUAUCAAAUUACAACCUGUUGUACAAUCCAUGGCCUUGCAUUUUGGUUUGAUGUUGGUUUCUUAGGUUCUCAGCGAGAUGUAUGGUUGUCAACUGCACCAACUGAACCACUUACUCAUUGGUAUCAAGUGCGUUGUCUUAUGGGAACACCAUUAUUCGUUCAAGAAGGUCAGUCACUUAAUGGACGUGUUCUUAUGCAUGCUAAUUCUAGACAGUCCUAUGAUGUUCAAAUCGAACUGAUAGUUCCUGGUAGUGAAACAAAGAUUGUUAAUAGUUUAGAUUUGAAAAAUCCACACUUUCGAUACAAUGGAUAUCCUCCAGCACCACCGCCUGGUUCACAUGUUCGUUCACCGACGGAGACAUAUUAUGCUAAUCUGUGUGCACAACAACAACAACAACAAAUGGAGAUGCAAUCACAAACUAUGGUCAAUAAUGGUAAUCCUAUAUCAUUGGCUGCAGCGGCGGCUGCGGUUGUCGGUGGCGUUGGUAUGCCUAAUAAUAAUAGCGGACAAAUAAAUUAUCGAAAUAGUCCUGUUUAUACAAUGAAUCAAGCGACUGGAUUUCUUGCUGCCACUGGUUCAAUUCCAAAUGUUGUUCAAACAAUCCCUUUAGCAGUUGCCAACGAUAGUCUAUUACAAAAUCAACCACAUUCUAUGCAAUUAUCUCCUCAGCCAGUUAAUCAAUCUUCAUUAGAAUUUGGUCGUUUUAUGACAUCGAAUCAUUCUCAGAUUGCUUCUUCAAUGCUUAGAUCAGUAAACAUUCCUUCAGCUACUCCCGUUAUUGAACCUUUGACAAAUGUUUCUGGCAGUGGAAUUCAUACAAAUGAAUCUGUGUAUUACAACCCUGUUAUUAGUUCGAAUUUCGGAGACUCCUGUUUCGCAAUGAAUAAUGUGGUCAAUCCUAGCAAAAAUUGGAAUUCAGGUAUCUGCUCUAAAACAACAUAUUUUUUUAUUGGAUUUUUAUGUUACUGUCCUCUUAUACUUUUCGUGACCAACACAAAAGAGGGUUCUAAAACGUUUAGUGGUAGCUAAAUAUAACUUGUCUUUUUAAGUGUUUGACUCCUGGUUUAUUCUGUGUAGGCAGGUAGUGGCUUGCUGAUUUGUAUUCGCAAAAAUCGAAUAAUUAGGAACUUAAGAAGACAUGAACUGUAAGCGAUCGAAGUGACUAGUUAAUAUUUGUGAAUUUAGCAGGCCACGUGUUACAUAUGCUUGAACACCGAUUACCACGUCGCGCAAUGCUGACUGGUGUUGGAGAUGGUUGGAAGAAAGUUCGGGGCAGCCAAACCAAAAAUUAGCAUCAGUGUUUGAAGUCACUAACUUCUAGUCUGAGCGAUGUUGGUAGAUGCAGACUACUUGGUUGGGGUCCGCAUCACUAUCGUAAUCAAUGGUUGUUGCCCGUGGGUGACAUGGCUCAGAAUCGAUCACAAUCGCGUAGGUGUGUACACUCUCUAUCUUCCCUUCAACUAUGAGAUUAAAAUUGCUUUAUAUCUUUCUUUCUUCCUGUACUAUAUCAUUAUAUACAAUCUUUCUUUUAUAUAUUAUUACCAUUGGAUUAACUACUUCUAUGAAUUUGGUGUUCAUCUUGUUGUGCGAAUGAGGUAUGGCAACUUGGACCAAUGCACGUAUAUUCCUGAUUCUACGUUGUAUCUGACUGACUGUAUUUUCAUAUCUUACAUUUUUCAAUAUUCUCAUAUAGUUCGGAAGAAUAUUCUUGACCAACCUGCUUGCUCUAUUAUUUUUUUUUUGUUGAAAAUCAAUUUUUUUUCUCCUCUUUUUUCCAACAGGAAUACAUCAGGAAUAAUUCCGACCUCUUUAUAACCGUAUAGUCGACGGUUAAGAGUAUAUGUAUGUGAGAAUUAAUUAUUAUACAAUCGUUCGUUAUAUGUGGUGUACACAGUAAAACAAUAUCUUAUAUAUAUAUACAUAAACCUUUGUCAUUUUCGUAAAUUCUGAUAUUUUGAUGGAAAUUGUUUGUUCGUUUUUUUGUGUGCAUCUAUUUAUCAUUUCUAUCAUAUGUGUUCUCUGCGAGAGUAAAAAUAAGGACGGUUAUAUAGUUUAUGCUUCUAUCUUAUUCACUUCACUAUAUAUAUACACAUGCAAGCUAAUUCACGCACAAUCAUUAUAGGUAACAUAUUCUCAUUGUUCUUUAUCAUCAUUAACUCUAUCUAUUGUCAAUGAAAUUCCUGGUCAAAUAAUUGAGGAUAAUCAUUACAAGAAAUAAGAAAAAGAAACUUCCUUAUUUCACUAUCAAUCUUUAUAUGUAAGUGGUCAAUCAAUUUGAACGUUUUUACUUUCUCAUGAUAAGAAAAUCAACCUAAUCACCUUUGUUCUAUCAACUGUAUCGAUGUGCUUGUGUAUAUUUGCACAGAUCGGAAUAACAAGUGAAUUCAAUGAAUAAUAAACCUAUGUUAUGAACAAAAUAGAACCAUUUUCAAUCUUAACAAUAAUGUUACCUAUAAGAAUAAAAGAAGUUCUUGUUAACUGUAAUCUAAUGGAGCGUGUUUUUUUCUUCUUGUGUGUUAUAUCGCUUGGAACAAUUUUUCUCUCACUACUGUAGCUGGUAUUUGUUUGUUUGUUUUUCAUUACUAGUCAAUCUCUUCUUUCUUAUGUACCAUUUUGAUAUAUGCAAACAUCCAUAUAUAUAUAUAUAUCCAUAUUCGUUUUAUUGCGAUCAAUGUAAAAAAAAAUGUAUUUAUUCAAAAUGCCUUUGGUUGGUUCACAAAAUCAUAAGAUGGUGGAUGGAUAAGAUUUCAAGUUGUUGUAGUUGCAGUUGAAUCGACAACUGCAUCUCUGU